AUGACCGUUGACACAAUUCCUACACUACACAUCUGGCCGGCACAAUGGGGCCUGCCGUCUCUGGACGCAGAGUGCCUGGCAACUUUGAUGCAUCUGCAACUAGCUAUUCCUGGCCGUUUCGCUGUGGUCGAGUGUACAGACCCUGACCAGUCUCCGACCGGACACCUUCCGUAUUUGACACACGCAUUGCAUACGGUCGGCUCGUACGCGUCGAUUGCGAAAUACGUCUCCGCAUUGAAUCCGGCAACUUUGCCGGCAGCUGGCCAGGAAGCUGUCCCGGAAGUGUUCUCUGCCGACCUCGACCACAUGUUGAGCGCGUCCGAACGUGCGGUCAAGACUGCAUGGGCAGCGCACACCCAUUACGUCCUUGGUGAUCUGCUGGCCCACGUUCUGUACUCUUUACCCGAGAACUACAGCACCCUGGUUUAUCCUACUCUGGCAUCUCUGUAUCCCGUCCCUCAACGGUACUACGUACCUCACCGCAUUCGCGACCUGCAUGCGCCUCGCCUGGACGCAAGUGGGCUUUGGAACCUCGCCGGCGAAGAGAUCGAGGAUGUAGAAGCCGAGGAAGAGGCAGCUCAGUCAAAGUUCCCUCGCGACGGCAAGCCGCGUUCGACACCGGCGCCACCUCCGCUUGACAAGGUCAAAAUCUGGAAGAGCGCCUUCUUCCGCGAGCGCGUACUCGAACGAGCACGUGGCGCGCUCGAACCCUAUGCGCGUCUAUUGCAUGACAAGCAUUUCUUCUUCUAUGACCGCCCGACGUCCUUAGAUGUUCUGUUAGCGUCUCAUAUCCUGCUGCUCACGUCACCGCCAUUCCCCGACCCACUGCUUGGAGACCUCAUUCGCGACGCAUUCCCCUCACUGCUCGCACACGCGCAGGCAGUACUCUCAGAAGCCCUACCUUCACGGCCGUUCUCUGCAAACUACGUGACAGCGCCUCAGCAGUCCACCGCGCUCAGCACUUUGUUGCCGCCUUUCAGCGCGCUGUGGAAACACCCUACGCCGAAGGAAAAGGCGAGCACGGCCGAAGACGUCAAGUUCCAGCGAGGGCGAUUGCUUUGGUUCGGGGUCGCUGCACUUGGCACAAUUGGAUAUAUGCUGUUCGCCCCCACUACGUUCCAGUUUGUGUUCGUCAAACCUGACGAGGUCGAAGCAGAAGGCGCCGAUGACGAAGAAGACGAAGAGGAGGAAGAGGGAGAGAGCGAGUAA
This is a messenger RNA of Peniophora sp. CBMAI 1063, 1209 nucleotides long. Lineage: Eukaryota; Fungi; Basidiomycota; Agaricomycetes; Russulales; Peniophoraceae. The record is from the annotation of a GenBank genome assembly.